Messenger RNA from Salvelinus fontinalis (brook trout), 2901 nucleotides. Its product is annotated as zinc finger protein 892-like. The transcript is spliced from 2 exons. Gene Ontology annotation, molecular function: RNA polymerase II cis-regulatory region sequence-specific DNA binding; DNA-binding transcription factor activity, RNA polymerase II-specific. Gene Ontology annotation, biological process: regulation of transcription by RNA polymerase II. The record is from RefSeq and is a predicted model, not a curated record. NCBI's taxonomy places the organism in Eukaryota, Metazoa, Chordata, Actinopteri, Salmoniformes, Salmonidae. The coding region runs from base 131 to 1558 and encodes 475 amino acids.
CGCUGAUAAAAACAGAAAAAGACAAUGCGGAAGUAAAAUUGGGAGCGCGUUUGUUUUGUUUGUUACCACCAUUCUUUCCUCGUGGACGAAGCCAUACUAGCUGAAUACCCAACUCUCAGUCCACUGCAACAUGUCUAAACUCCAGUCGUUUCGUGUGUUUUUAAAUGAGCGUUUAACUGCGGCUGCUGUGGAGAUUUUCGGGGCAAUUGAGCAAACCGUAGUGGACUACCAGGAGGAGAAUGAUCGGCUACGUAGACUGCUGCGGAUCACACCGAUUAUACAACGAUGUAACAUAGACUCCUUGCAGCUAUCUCUCAGUGUCUCUGAAGAUGAGGUUCUCCCUGAGCAGCAGCACUGUGAGCAGGAGUGGAGCCCCAGUCUGGGGCAGGAGAACCCAGAGCUUCCACAGAUUAAAGAGGAACAGGAGGAACUCAGGACCAGUCUGGAGGAAGAGCAGCUUCAAGGGCUGGAGGCUGAUAUCAUAGAGUUCAAAUUCACUCCUUCCUGUGUGAAAAGUGAAUGUGAUCAGGAGGACCCACUUCAGCCCUUCACUUCUCCCCAAACCCAGACUGUGGAGAUCAGAGAGAGUGACCCUAAACAAGUGGAUCUCACACCUUUUGUUACUGUGACCCACCUUAAGGGUCUCUACAUUCCCUGUGACCCUCCAGAUAAUCAAAACAAUACCUCAGGCCACAGCUCAGCCGUAAGCAGCGACCCAGCAGCACUUGACAGCAGCCCAUCAUUGGAUCCCAACUCACCAUUGGAUUCCAGUCCGUCAUUGGAUCCAAACCAGUCAAUGGUGGAACACUAUUCCAAACCCAGCACCAUGUCUAGAAAAACUCACCGCUGCCGUGACUGUGGCGAAAUGUUUGCAAUGAAAGCUGACCUGCAGAGGCAUGUGACUCUCUUUAAGAAGAGGCCCAGUGAAUGUCGCUUCUGCAAAAUAAACUACAACUCCACCUGUAAACUAAAGGCCCAUGUACGACUCUGUCACAGUGGGAAGCCCUACACCAGCCCUGUUUGUGGCAAGACCUUCAAACUCAAAGGGGAUCUGUCCAAGCACAUGAAGACUCACAUGGGAGAUAAAUCAUUUAAGUGUGGCGACUGUGGGAAAAGCUUCAAUCAGAAGUGGACCCUAAGGAAGCAUAAACUGACUCACACAGGAGAGAAACCAUUUAUCUGUGGAGAAUGUGGGAAAAGCUUCUAUCAGAAGGGGGACUUAAGUAGGCAUAUACGGACUCACACAGGAGAGAAAUUAUUUCUCUGUGGUGAUUGUGGGAAAAGCUUCAAUUUGAAAGGGAACCUUAGGAAGCAUAAACUGACUCACACAGGAGAGAAACCAUUUCUCUGUGAUGACUGUGGGAAAAGCUUCAGUCAGAAGGGGACCCUAAGGAAGCAUGAACUGACUCACACAGGAGAGAAACCAUUUAUCUGUGGAGACUGUGGGAAAAGCUUCAGUCAGAAGGGGACCCUAAGGAAGCAUAAACUGACUCACACAGGAGAGAAAUCUUUUAGCUGUGAUGACGUGGGAAAAGCUUCACUCAAAAGUCUAACGUGAAAAACGUCCUGAAAUGAAGAAAACAGAAUGAAAACUGAAAGAAGAACAAAAAUUAGGACAAAGAUCUAUUCAGUCACAAGAUGAGAAUAAAAAGGCAGGAUGUGGACAACACUGAGUACACGCUCAUAGACUCACAUCCGGUGGUUGGUGAAGGACGACACGAUGAUACCUCUCCUAGGGACCUGCUCUCCAUGCUUCAGGAUUAAAGUUCCUCUGUUUUCUGUUCUAUUGGUAACCUGCUGUUUCUCCACUCUGUUACGCUCUGGUCUACAUGGAGGGCCUAGCUACUUUACAUCUGUCUGGAGGGACAGAUAGAGGUCACAGAAUGAGGCUUCUAGUCUCAGCACUUUCCAAGGCUUUUUAGAGGAAAAUAUGAACUUUUCAGGUCAUGUCUCAAGCGCCUUCUCCUCUGACAAUGGCACUGCUAAUGAACUCAGUGAUGAUGCUUAUUUUCUCCCCACUAGAUGGCACUGUUUGAGAUAUGAUCCCAUCACACCAUCUCUGUUGUAUGUAAAACCUGUUAGGUCUGUGAAGAAUGAUUUCAAAUGACUAUGUGGGUAUAAUGUUAAAUGAAUCAACACUGUUAACCAUUACUAAACACAUUGAAACAGACACACUGUAUUAUAGCCAAACAGGACCAUGCUAAACUGAUCUGACCACAAGGGGAUGUCAUAGAAUAGAUGGUGUGUACUGUGGGGUCAAAGGUGACUGUAAAUCAGUAUUAGGUUCUUAACAUCUGAGUGGCAUACUACGAAGCAAGCUAAAUCAACUCAUGGUUUUCUAAAGCUAACCAGCUUCAGUUAGCUUCAAAUUCCAGCUCAGGCUUCAUCCGUACUAUGACAGUGGAUAUUGAUUGUCCGCCUGCCACUAACUCUAGCAGGCUUGUAGCUGCGCUUGCACGUCCCACAUGGUUAGUCGAACGCCAAACUCAACAAUGCUGAAAAAUCAACCCGUGUGCGAGUCAGUGCCACGUUUUCAUUUGUGAAGAAAUCUAAAUGAAAGAAAAUUGAUCUUUUCAAAUUCAUCAGACUAUGUUGUGAAAUAGGCUUUUAGAAGUGCUGUCUUUAUUUGAUUACUUAUCAUUAAUGCAGUCUUUGGUGUGCUUAUCGCUCCUUAUUCUGUGUGUGGAACAGCUUGUUGUGUUGUGGCCAUAGACAUAAUCCAUGGAAGGGUUUUGUGACCCCUGACCCUGUCAAUUUGACUGUUAAACUCAUGGGUACACUAGCAAUGGCUGGCAGUCUUGACUUGAAUAUGAACUACCAUCUAUGGAUUACAUGUCUAUGGUUGGUUGUGGCUGUCAGUUUGUCUUGCACAUUUCUAAAUAGAACAGUGUGAAAAACAUA